Prunus armeniaca (apricot) is the source of this 525-nucleotide messenger RNA. Lineage: Eukaryota; Viridiplantae; Streptophyta; Magnoliopsida; Rosales; Rosaceae. The record is from the annotation of a GenBank genome assembly.
AUGGCCUCUCUAUUUCUUUAUCAGCCAAAGAAUGCGUUACAAGAGCUCAGGGAAGAAGGUCUGAGAGAGAAUUGCAUUAACUUUGUUGCCAAUGACGAUACAAAGGUUUCAGAUGAUGAGGAUGAUGAAGAGAGAUGUGGGAGUCAGCUGAACGACAAGUCCAACCCUAUUGUCAAUCCUCAACCUCCAGCUGACCAAAAAACAGAUAAUAGGAGGGAAAAGUCUCUGGCGCUUCUUACGCAGAAUUUCAUGAAGCUCUUUAUCUGCUCCACUAAAGAAAUGAUCUCCCUUGAUGAUGUUACCAAGUUAUUGCUUGGGGAUGCACAGAGUGCAUCAGCGAUGAGAACUAAAACCCACACAGCAGAUACAAGGAAACCUGCAUUUAAGUGGUUGGGAUUGAGAGGGAAAGAGGAGGAUUUGGUUCCAAACGAGUCUAGAAAAAGAGCCUUUGGUACAGAUAUCACAAACGUCAUUUCUAAGAGGGGCAAGAUGGAAUCUUCUAUUGGUGUGGAGUUGGAUGCGUAA